AAAAAACCAUCAACCAUUCAAAUAUCCAUAAUUUAUUCGAUAUAAUUAACAAUUAAUUUAAUUUUUUAUAUUCCUUAAAAAAAAAUUAAUUUUCUACUUAUUUCGCACGGAUCGCGUGCAUAUAAAAACUAGUUUGUAAUAACUAGCCUGAGGUGCAUGUGCACAUUGAAGAAAAAACAAUUUGUUUCAUUUGGCCCAACAAAAAAUUAUUGUUGGUUGAGUAAGAGUUGAGGUUAUAAGUUUUAACGGUCAGUCGAUUUCCCAUAGCCCAAAAGACAUAUUUGUCAUUAUUUCAUGUCACCAUCAAAUUUCUUCACUUAUAAUCCUUCAAAAAAAAAAAAAAAAAACUUGCAUUUUCCUUCACCUUUCUUCUUCUUCCUUGUAUUUCGCUCAUCUUCGAUCCAUCUUCAACCUCCAUACAAGGUUGUGAUAAAUUGGUGUAUGGAUUGUGAAUUUUGGCAUUUUUGGUGGUUUUAGGGUCUGAAUACGGGAUGGAACUGUUGAUUUUAAUUUCGGAAGCUUGGAAUUCGGGUUGUUUUCAUAAGCUGGAUUGUCAUUUUGUUUUCCCAAGUGGAAUCUUUGGUUCAUUGUAGGAACUCCUGUAAUUAGAACAUAUGGCUGUGAAAGGAGUCUUUCCAAUUAAAGAGGAUAGUAGUUUAGACGGCUUUGUCCACGUGCUAAAAUCAGCUGCGUGCGAGUGGUUGUUGCUGUUUCUCUUGCUACUCGAUGCAGCAUUUUCGUAUUUAUUGACAAAAUUUGCUCAAUAUUGUGAGCUACAAUUACCGUGUAUAUUGUGCUCGAGGCUUGAUCAUAUUUUGGGGAAAGAGAAGCCGGAUUUUUAUAGAAAUCUACUUUGUAGUAAUCAUAAAUUAGAGAUAUCAUCCUUGGGUUCUUGUCAUAACCAUGGUAGGCUUGCUGAUGUUCAUGCAAUGUGUGAAGAAUGUCUGUUGUCAUUUGCGAAGAAUGAGUCAAGUGAAGAAACAUACAAAAUCUUGGUUGGUAAGUUGGGAUCAGAUUGUCUUCAGAAACCAAUGCUAAAUUUGGACUCUGGUUCUUGUUCUUUGACUACAAAGUUGUGUUCAUGUUGUUCAAAGGCAUGGAGAUCUAGACCAAAUGUGCAUAAGUUUGUCCAGUCAAAACCAUCAAAUGCUGUUCCAAAACCGGAUAUUCCUCUACCAAAGUCACCUGGACAUAGAUGUGUAAACCGUCAAGACGGCUUGAAGAAGAAAAAUGAUCGGUUUUCAUUGUCCACUACAGAUUAUGAUUCGUUAUCUCAUGUGGGAUACACUGAGGUGAAGAUCAGUUCUGACUCUGAGUCAGAUUUCCCAUUUUCUGAUGAUGAUGACACAUUUGUUGUGCCUCGGAACCGAAAAAAGGAUGAAUACAUAUCUUUACAGGGUUCCAAGUUUAUUAGGAAGAGUCAGUAUGAUAACGUUUUCCCAGCAAUGCAAUUCCAGAAAUCAACUCCUGUCGCUAGCAAUCUUAUGUUUCCACAUCUCGAGCCUGAAAAAGGUGAAACGACCACUCCAAAAUUUCUUGUUUCUAAUGGUGAUUUAAGGCAGGGUCUUGGAGAGAUAAACUGGCAAAACAUCAUUAAUAAAGCAAGUCCUGCACCAUCUGAGUUUGUUACAUUGGAUGAUAUACCUCUUUCAUCUACUGCUUUGGAGGGUUCAUCAUCUGUAUCAGCAGAUAAGUGUGACAGAGUUCCUCUAUCAAAGAAGUUUGCUGCUUCUGAUUUUUCAGAUUUUAUUUCUCAUAGAACUGCUAUACCACCCAAAAUGCAACUGCCUGCUAGACUAUCAAAACAAAAGAAUAUUGAAACCAGGGAAAUUGGUGAUAAAAUACAUGCUUCUGCUAUGAAUAGUUGGGAAUCCAUUGAUUUGAAUAGUACCUCAACUGAUUAUUUAAGGAAAGAUGCUGCAGUUGUUCCCAAUAAUAGUUCCGCCAUUGGUGCAAGAAACGUUGCCUCGAGUACUGUCAAGGACAUUAAAGUUUCAAAUCUUUUCUCAGAACAACUUGGCAAAAGAGCUCGCAAUGGUAUUGGAUCAGCUGAGGAAUCUACUUCUUCAAAAAUAUUGGACUCUCAAAUAGAUUCAUCAUCAAGCAAUAUUAACUCUUCAGUGAAUGGUAACACGGAUGGGCCACAGAAGAUUGAGAGCCCUAGCUCGAUUGACUCUCUGGUACCUCCAAAAUCGCCGAGUAUGGAGAGGUCUCAGUCCUUUGAAUCUCUAGAAGAAAAUGUUAGUGAAAUUGAAGGUGAAAGUCUUGUCGACAAGUUGAGACGACAGGUUGAAUAUGAUAAGACACGGAUCAAAGAUUUGCACAAGGAGCUAGAAGAAGAGAGAAAUGCAGCUGCAAUUGCUGCGAAUCAAGCUAUGGCUAUGAUAACUAAGUUGCAAGAGGAAAAGGCUGCGCUUAACAUGGAGGCGCUUCAGUAUCUGAGGAUGAUGGAAGAGCAAGCAGAGUACGAUGUGGAUGCGCUGGAAAAGGCUAAUGACAUGAUUGCUGAAAAGGAGAAAGAAAUACAAGACUUGGAAGCAGAGCUUGACUUUUUUAGAAUAAAGUACCCAGAUGAUUUUCCGGAAAUGAACGAGGAAAUUUUGUUUGCAGAGGAUGCAGAAGGUUCCUACAUUGAAUCGUUUGAAACUGAAAAUUCAUAGAAUUGAAGAUUAGUAUGGUGCUGCACAUUUUUAAAUGUCCUAAAAUAUCUGGAAGCCUGCAGGAUCCGUGCUGGAAGCAAAAGAACUGAAAGAUUGAAGAAUCAACAGCUUGGUUGCCAGUCUCUUUGAGAUAGGAGAGGCCAUGCUACCUUUCAGGCUUCAGCAGUUGCUUAGUUUCUGAGUUGGAUUAUCACGAAGAAGGUUCUUGCUAAGGUAUCUGCUCAAUACUUGAUGAAAAAGCUAGGCUCUCGCAUCUAUUUUUGUCGGGGGUGUUUAUAUACUUUGCUUGUUUUUAUUGUAGCAGCGGUUGCAUCUCUUGUAGAUAUUCUCAGAACCGAAUGAUCAAAGCGUAUGUAAAUCGAUGUGCAUUUUUGUGAUAGUUUUUCAAUCGUUUCUUGAGGUUUAAUUCAAUCGGCCAACAUGUACUUGGUUGCAUCCGCCUAUGACCGAUGUGAUUUGGACAUUUGGUUUUCUUGUAAUUCUCAGUCUACGGUUACCACAUUUUCCAAAUUCGAUUAAUACUCGGUGUCUCAUUAUAUAUUGAUGCCCAUACAUUUGCAUUA
Molecule: messenger RNA, 3223 nt
Organism: Beta vulgaris subsp. vulgaris (sugar beet)
Lineage: Eukaryota; Viridiplantae; Streptophyta; Magnoliopsida; Caryophyllales; Amaranthaceae
Exons: 4
Coding region: 615-2660 (681 amino acids)
Molecular function (GO): myosin binding
Source: RefSeq, a predicted model, not a curated record